AUGGCUGAAGGUCAAGAAAAUGAUAAAAACAUUGAAAUAUGGAAAAUAAAGAAAUUGAUCAAGGCUUUGGAAGCUGCUAGAGGAAAUGGUACCAGCAUGAUCUCCCUGAUCAUACCCCCAGGGGACCAAGUAUCUCGGGUCACUAAAAUGCUUGCAGAAGAGUAUGGAACAGCUUCAAAUAUUAAGAGCAGGGUGAAUCGUCAAUCUGUGUUAGGUGCAAUCACAUCUGCUCAGCAGAGGCUUAAACUUUAUAACAAAGUUCCCCCGAAUGGAUUAGUGCUCUACACUGGAACUAUACUGACUGAAGAUGGAAAGGAGAAGAAGGUCACCUUUGACCUUGUGCCUUUUAAGCCCAUAAAUGCUUCUUUAUACCUUUGCGACAAUAAGUUUCACACCGAACCCCUUGGUCAACUCCUGGAAUCUGAUGAAAAGUUUGGGUUUAUUGUCAUGGAUGGAAAUGGCACUCUUUUUGGGACAUUAAGUGGUAACACCCGAGAAGUGCUUCACAAAUUUACAGUUGACCUUCCAAAGAAACAUGGAAGAGGAGGACAAUCAGCUCUUAGGUUUGCUCGUCUGCGAAUGGAAAAGCGCCACAACUAUGUAAGAAAGACAGCAGAGCUUGCUACUCAAUUUUUUAUUAACCCUGCAACGAGCCAACCAAAUGUGUCGGGAUUAAUACUUGCUGGAUCAGCUGAUUUCAAGACUGAGCUGAGCCAAUCCGACAUGUUUGACCCUCGCCUCCAAGCGAAGAUACUCAAUGUGGUCGAUGUGUCUUAUGGAGGAGAAAAUGGUUUCAAUCAGGCCAUUGAAUUAUCUGCUGAAAUUCUUUCCAAUGUAAAGUUCAUACAAGAAAAGCGCUUGAUAGGGAAGUUUUUUGAAGAAAUCAGUCAAGAUACUGGAAAAUAUGUUUUUGGUGUGGAUGACACCAUAAAAGCUUUGGAGAUGGGAGCCGUUGAAACACUGAUUGUUUGGGAAAAUUUGGAUAUAAAUCGUUAUGUGCUAAAAAACAGUACAACCAACGAGAUUGUCGUUAAACACUUAAACAAGGGUCAGGAGGGUGACCAGAUAAACUUCAAGGAUUCAGAGACAUCUUCUGAAUUGGAGGUUAAAGAAAAAAUGCCAUUGCUAGAGUGGUUUGCGAACGAGUACAGAAACUUUGGCUGUACACUUGAGUUUGUCACCAACAAAUCACAAGAGGGUUCACAGUUCUGCCGAGGAUUUGGCGGCAUUGGGGGAAUUCUUCGCUACCAGGUUGACAUUCGAUCUUUCGAUGAGCCAUCCGACGAUGAAGGAUUGUACGAGAAUUCAGAUUAA
Molecule: messenger RNA, 1314 nt
Organism: Fraxinus pennsylvanica
Lineage: Eukaryota; Viridiplantae; Streptophyta; Magnoliopsida; Lamiales; Oleaceae
Source: the annotation of a GenBank genome assembly